GAUUAUGUCUAAAUGUGGCCUUGCUUAUAAUAAUAAAAAGCACACCCCUGGAACUUCAUAUCCAGGAGCUUGUUUUGAAUUUUAGUUCCUCCUGAGUCGAUAUUGGCCUUCUUUUUCCUUUUGUUCCAGCAAUUUUUGAAAGAAAAGAAAAAAGAAAUAUUACAUUUAAAAUUAAAAUUGAGAGAAACAGAGAUGAUUUUAAAUUAUGUUUAAAAUGAAUAUUUGUACAUUAUUCCUAAUAUUUUAUGUAUAAAAUACAGUGACCAUAACAACAGCAAUAAUAAAGAACUGCUGUAAAGCUUCACAGGUUCGAGCCCUGGACCAGCGACUUCCUCAGCAGCAGUCUAACUCUGGUGUCUCUUCAUGUGAAGCGCCAGGUGAUCCGAGCGUGAGAAGCAGCGGUUACACACUCGACACUGGAAAGGCUUCGCUCCUGUGUGUUUCCUGAAAUGACGUGUCAGCUCGUCGGAGCGAGCGAAAUGCCAGCCGCAUCCGUCCCAGGAGCACUGAUACGGUUUCUCUCCUACGGUCCUGCCGGAAUGUGCGACUUGAGUUCCACGAGCAAAUGACUUCAGUCAUGGUGAAUUACAGGCACAAAUGAAAGGUCUGAGUAGCACGUGAAGAUCGAGGAGCCACAUGGAGAGGUCUGCUCAGUCCCCUGGCUCCUCCCUCUCUGCACCGUGUGACAACAACAACUCAUCCACAGAGCGGAGCUGCACUUUUCAGCUCAUUUUCCUCCUGUCAUUCCUCCUCCUAUCUUUGAUCAUUGUCCUGGCGCUCAACCCCCCCUCCCGAACGAGCCCCCUCACUCAUUUCUCCUCGGCUGCUCUUUUUUCUACUUCCCCAACUUAUCCGAGGAGCGAAACUCGAGUUGGAUUCUUUCAUUUGGGGGUGUUUCGGCAGUUUUUGGACUUUGAACUUCGGCUGCGCUCUUCCCCUCCUGUCGGUGACCAUGGCCGUGCCGGCUGCACUCAUUCCUCCAAAUCCUCUGGUGCCCCCGAUCUCCACUCCGACCACGUCCCCGCCGUCCACAACUUCAUCGCCGUCUCCAUCCCUCGCCCCUCCAUCCGCGCCGACCCUCUUCAGAUCGGAGCUGCUCGCCACCAGCAGCCCGGGCAUCCCGAGCGCGGCGCUGCCGCCCGGCAAGCCCGUCUAUUCGACUCCGUCUCCCGUGGAGAACAUCCCGCAGAACAACGAGUGUAAGAUGGUCGAGCUCCGCGGUGCCAAGGUGGCGUCUUUCACCGUGGAAGGGUGCGAGCUCAUCUGCCUCCCGCAAGCCUUCGACCUGUUCCUGAAGCACCUGGUCGGGGGUCUGCACACCGUCUACACCAAGCUGAAGCGGCUGGAGAUCACGCCGGUGGUCUGCAACGUGGAGCAGGUCCGCAUCCUGCGAGGGCUCGGCGCCAUCCAGCCCGGCGUCAACCGCUGCAAACUCAUCUCCAGGAAGGACUUCGAGACCCUUUACAACGACUGCACCAACGCCAGCUCCAGACCCGGUCGACCUCCGAAAAGAACCCAGAGCGUGACAUCACCGGAGAACCCGCACAUCAUGCCCCACUCCGUCCCAGGCCUCAUGUCCCCUGGCAUGAUCCCUCCCACAGGUCUGACAGCAGCGGCGGCGGCAGCUGCCAACGCAGCCAUAGCAGAGGCCAUGAAGGUCAAGAAGAUCAAGCUGGAGGCGAUGAGCGGCUACCACAGCAACGCCAACCACCACGUGGCCGACGGGGAGAAUGGAGACCUCAGCUCCAGCGUCGGCCUGGAACUCCCCUUCAUGAUGAUGCCGCACCCUCUGAUCCCCGUCAGCCUGCCCCCUGCCUCCGUCACCAUGGCGAUGAGCCAGAUGAACCACCUCAGCACCAUCGCCAACAUGGCCGCCGCCGCGCAGGGCCAGAGUCUGCACCCCAGAAUGGUCACUUCUGUCAUAAAGGGGUUACAGGAAAGGAUCCCGUCCAGUCCCUCCCCGGCGCCGUCCCUAGAGGACAGCAGGAGGCCGGGAAGUCACCCCUCGUCCCACCGCAGCAGCAGCGUGUCCAGCUCGCCAGCGCACACAGAGAGCUCCUCAGACCGGAUACCCGCACACCACAACGGUCUGUCCAUGAACCAAGCCCUGCUGGGCCUGUCUCCAAACAUCCCGCCUGGGCCUAAAGAAGGAGACCUGGCACACGACAUGAGCCAUGACGCAAAGCGCAUGCAUGCCGACAAAGCUCACGCUCCAUCGUACCAUCACGAACAAGACCCUCAGAUAUUGAAACUUCUCGACUUGAGGCAAAGACUCGUUCCCAACUUGAAGGACAACACCAUGUGCACCCCGACAGCCAGAGACAGUUACGAGAGGUUGUCACUGGCCGGACAGGCGCUGCCCCCUGGCUUCCCCUCGCCCUUCCUCUUCCCAGACGGCCUGUCGUCAAUAGAGACCCUCCUCACCAACAUCCAGGGUCUGCUCAAAGUUGCUAUCGACAACGCUCGCGCUCAGGAGAAGCAGGUGCAGCUGGAGAAGACGGAGCUGAAGAUGGAGCUCUUCAGAGAGCGAGAGCUGAGGGAGACUCUGGAAAAGCAGCUCGCCAUGGAGCAGAAGAACAGAGCAAUCAUUCAGAAGCGACUGAAGAAGGAGAAGAAGGCCAAGAGGAAACUCCAGGAAGCGCUGGAGUACGAAUCCAAGCGGAGAGAGCAGGUUGAGCAGACUUUGAAGCAGCCGUCGCCCACGGACAGCAUGCGUUCACUUAACGACUCUCUGACCCCGGAGAUGGAGAGUGACCGCAGCAGUGGAAGAACAGAUGCUGAAAGGACAAUACAAGAUGGAAGGCUGUUCCUGAAAACCACAGUGAUGUACUGAUAAGGCCACCAGGAGCUGGAGGAAAUAAAAAACCAGAAGAAAAAAAAGAAGGAAAGAAUGAAAGAAAAUACCCAUGAAGAUUCUCAAGAGGUUGAUGUUAGUAGAGCAGGGAGGGACGCGGCCGAACGCUGGAGGUCUGAAUGUAGAAUAACAAAUCUUUCUCUCACAUUGGCCAACGACGUAAGUACUUUGAUGAAGCGGCUUCUUUCGUAGCGGCGGGCCGGCGUGAACGAUUUUAUUGAGCACAGUAAAAACGUACCCGUGGUACACUGUUGGUAAUAACCCAUAAAUUCACAGCACUGAAGAUUUUUUAUACUGUUAUUUCCGCCAGCAAGGAAGCUCCGACAAAAGAAAUUCGACUGUUUUAUAUUUCAAAUUGAAUCGAAAAAGAGACUGCGAAAAUUCCUUUUUUUAAAAAGAAUUAGAUGAUAUACAAUCAAGUUUCCUUUUUACCAUGGUUGUACAUAACUGAUGAAACAGAGGAGAGGAAAAAAAAAUCAAACUCGAGUGGAUUGAUGCGGUUUGUGUAUAUAACGUUCUGAGGUAUUGUGUAUGCAGUAGAGCUAAUAGGUGAACAAUACCAACAUUUAUAUCCACUUACAGUUUGUUUUCGCUCUGUUUCUGAGCCGUCAUUCUUUCCUAUAGCUGCCAUUUUUGGUGAGAAAGCAUGCAGGCAUGUAAAUGUUUGUCCUGGACUUAUUGAUAUUUAAUAAAUCCUAUAAUGUGCUGAGGUUCACUCACAAGAGCCCGGGUGAUUUCCAAAACAGCAUUUCUGUUUUAAAAGACUUCUGCUGUCAAUAGUACUGUAAACUUUGUUACGGAGGAAUUUACUGUACAUUUUUGUCAUGACACGAAAUCAGCACCUCUGUGUGUGUGUUGUUUUUUUUUUCCUUUUUUAAAACGAUGAAUUACGAUCACGUGUCGGCCGGAGGAAGCGAAACAAUCAGUCAUGAGACGACUUUACAAAGGGAACGCCGGUGCAUGGCUCAGAUCCCUGUUCAGCCUUUGUUUUUGUUUUUUUUUACAGCGGGGAGGGGGGUAAAAAAAAGAAAGGCCCCGCCUCUUUACCUAAAGACUCUGGGUUUCAGUGCUAAAACGUGUAUAUUCUCUAGACAUGAGCUGAUGUCAGUCCUUUAACUGCCCUUAUGUGUUACAAUCAGAAGAGGAGGAUCGUCCCAUGUUCACACUGUGUUUGUUCUUUUUGUUCUCGAUGGAGUGUCUAGGUCUGUUGUCACUGAUAACUUAUAUAGCUUUUUCCAAAUCAUCUCUUCAUUGUACUUCAAAAUUCAAAAUA
This is a messenger RNA of Synchiropus splendidus (mandarinfish), 4127 nucleotides long. RefSeq names its product dachshund d (gene dachd). Lineage: Eukaryota; Metazoa; Chordata; Actinopteri; Syngnathiformes; Callionymidae. Bases 953 to 2833 code for a protein of 626 amino acids. The transcript has 14 exons. The record is from RefSeq and is a predicted model, not a curated record.